GGGAGCCGCCCGGCACGGCCCGGCCCGGCCCGGUCCGGUCCGACUCGACCUGAGGGAGUUGCUCCGGCGGCCAUGGAGAUGCCGGAUGUAAUGAGGCAAAGUAAAAUUGCAGAACUGCAGAACUUCCACUGCAAUUCUAAGCUACAGAAGAAUCCUACUUCCAGUCCUGUUGCCGAGGCAAAUGGUGGUCUGGCUAUCUAUUCAAACUCCCUUUGUGCAAUGAAAUCGCUCCAACACAGACCAGAGAUGGUCAUCAGUCAGCCUUUCCCUAUACCAGAUAAUGGCAAAAGGAAAAAGAAAAAGAGAACCAGAGCCACAGACCAUCUUCCUGGGAAGUUUGAAGAUUUGUAUAAACUGACGACUGAGCUGCUUGGUGAGGGAGCCUAUGCCAAGGUUCAGGGUGCUGUUAGCCUGCAAACUGGGAAAGAGUAUGCAGUAAAAAUAAUUGAGAAGAAGGUUGGACAUAGUCGGAGUAGGGUUUUUCGGGAAGUGGAAACAUUGUACCAGUGUCAGGGUAACAAGAACAUUUUGGAGUUAAUAGAAUUUUUUGAAGAUGACACAAGGUAUUACCUUGUCUUCGAGAAAUUGCGAGGAGGUUCUAUCUUGGCUCACAUACAAAAGCGAAAACACUUUAAUGAACGCGAAGCCAGCAGGGUGGUGAGAGAUGUUGCCUAUGCUCUGGAUUUUCUGCAUACAAAAGGGAUUGCUCACCGAGACCUGAAGCCUGAAAAUAUAUUGUGUGAAUCUCCAGAGAAGGUAUCACCAGUGAAAAUAUGCGACUUCGACCUUGGUAGCGGAGUGAAGUUGAACAGUGCGUGUACUCCAAUAACUACUCCCGAAUUAACUACUCCAUGCGGUUCUGCAGAAUACAUGGCACCAGAGGUUGUGGAAGUCUUCACAGAGGAGGCCACAUUCUAUGACAAACGCUGUGAUCUGUGGAGUCUUGGGGUGAUUUUGUACAUCAUGCUCAGCGGCUACCCUCCUUUCGUGGGGAACUGUGGCACAGACUGUGGCUGGGACAGGGGAGAAGUUUGCAGAGUUUGCCAGAACAAGCUCUUUGAGAGUAUCCAGGAAGGCAAGUACGAGUUCCCUGACAAAGACUGGUCUCAUAUUUCCAGUGAUGCCAAAGACCUCAUCUCAAAGUUGCUUGUUCGUGAUGCCAAAGAAAGACUGAGUGCUGCUCAGGUUCUGAAGCAUCCAUGGUUACAAGGGCAGGCUCCUGAAAGGGGAUUACCUACACCACAAGUCCUUCAAAGGAAUAGUAGCACAAAAGACUUGACACUUUUUGCAGCAGAAGCCAUUGCCCUGAACCGGCAGCUGUCUCAGCAUGAGAAUGAACUGAAUGAAGAACAAGAGAACAUCGCUCAAGCCAUGUGUUCCAUGAAACUCUCUCCUCCGUCCAAAUCCCGUCUGGCCAAACGAAGAGCAAUGACUCAGGCCACCAAAAAUGGUGACUUCCAGCCAGUUUUUCAUGCUGCCCUUUGACAUCAUUUCCCUGCUGCUGCUGCUAAUGAGAGAAGUCAUGUUUUCCCUAUUUUAAAGACAGAUAGUUACAUCAAGGCCAAAUUACUUUUAUCAGGAAGCUCAUUAUAAAGUGGCUUCCAGCUUCAAGGGGCAAUUUUUAUACAGCCUAUUUUGGUGCAUUAAGGUAUUUAACAGAACUUUUUUAAACAAAAGGAAUGUGAAUUCACUGCUAUGUUACUUCAGAGGAUCAAGCACUUAGCUCUCCUCAUUUGUCUUAAAAGCACACUUGAGAAUGCACGCUUGAGGAUAUUAGAGAAAUGCUUCUCAUGUUUUGUACUUAAGGGCUCCUCAGAUCUGCCACCCCUGCAGGUAAAUCUUAGGACUUUGCCCCUCCUUGGCAGCCUUCCAGUUCUGCUCCUGUAGCCCACAGGAGAGUUUGCGGAUGGACUGGUCAAAAAGCAUAAUGACUCCAGAAGUGAAGAGAAUACACUAAUCUGGGUCCUGCAUGUUGAUGAGAGGUCCCAGAUCCUACUUCAUUUGGGAUAAAGAACACCUUGCAAGCUACUAUAGCUGCACAGCAAAAUCAGGUCCAUGACCAUGAAUACAAAGGCAGGGAUAUGGGGCUCUUCUGUGCUCUGGGUGUGUAUGCAAACUUGUAAAUGUGGGGGGAUAUUUUGUUUCCUUAGCUAAUAUUUCUGUGUUCUCAUAAGUAAGACAUAUAUAUAUUCUCUCAGUUCUUCCCAUUUUUUUCAGCUGUUUUUAUCAUUCUGCCUUUUCUUGCAGUUCCAUGCUUAAAUCUGAAACUAGUUUAGUUGAUGAACUUUACAUGGGAUUUUUUUUCCCCACAAAUACUUUUCUUGGUGCUCUUGAAGAUCUGAAGAUAGACCUCUCUCCAAUGGCUUCUUCAUUUAUCAUCUGGAUUGUAUGUUUUAAGAAGGGAGGGACUGGCUCCAAUGACUUAUUUUGGUGAGAAAUCUGAGCCUUUCCCACCAAUGCAUAGGUACUGCAUGUAGCAGUCAGACCCUUGAGGCCAUUGAAACAAAUGAAUAGGGUUUAGAUCAGAUUUUCCUUUUUUUUAAAGACCCAGACUGCCUUGGGAGCUGCUGUUAGACAUUCAUUCAUCAGAUUUUUCCAAGGUUGCACAAGAUUUUUUUGGGGUGUUGAGUGUGGGCUCGCCUCAAGCACUUUAUAUACUUUUUAAAGAAAGUGCUCAGCAUGUAAGCUGUGAAAAUUGGGCAAUUUAAGGUGUGUCAGGUUGGCCCCCCAAUGUGUUAGGAGACAUUUUUGAACAUUUAUGAUGAUGUGUUGUGUGCAAGGUGAAAAAAUAUACUGUCUGCAAAUGCCAGUAGUAAUAAUCUUAAGCUGCAGGAGGAUGGACACAAGAAACAAAUUCAGCAUCCCAUUGGAAGUAGAGAACUACUCUAUACUAGAACAGGUUCACACUUGCCUUUUAGAAAUGUGCACUUUGUAUACAAUAUUUUGAUACAGCCUAAUGUACUGGUGAUGAAAGAAAAUGGUUAUACUUAAAUUAUUUUAUAUGUUGUGCCAGUGAUACAGGUUUUGAAUUGUACCUUAGCUUUGAUUUUAUUAAAAAAAAUUUUAGCUAUAAAUUUAACACAUUCCAUAAUUGCCUGUGCCUUUUCAGUCUGAUUUUUGGAGACUUCAACUACUCAGGAAACAACCGUUUAGUCUUCUGUAACACUUUUAACUUGUGUGCUGAAAAUUAAAUGUACCUCAUUUCUA
Messenger RNA from Gavialis gangeticus (Gharial), 3207 nucleotides. RefSeq names its product MAP kinase interacting serine/threonine kinase 1 (gene MKNK1). NCBI's taxonomy places the organism in Eukaryota, Metazoa, Chordata, Crocodylia, Gavialidae. Gene Ontology annotation, cellular component: cytoplasm; nucleus. Gene Ontology annotation, biological process: protein autophosphorylation; intracellular signal transduction; peptidyl-serine phosphorylation. Gene Ontology annotation, molecular function: calcium-dependent protein serine/threonine kinase activity; ATP binding; calcium/calmodulin-dependent protein kinase activity. The coding region runs from base 73 to 1485 and encodes 470 amino acids. The transcript is spliced from 14 exons. The record is from RefSeq and is a predicted model, not a curated record.